Ahaetulla prasina is the source of this 9252-nucleotide messenger RNA. RefSeq names its product zinc finger protein 106 (gene ZNF106). Bases 171 to 5798 code for a protein of 1875 amino acids. Lineage: Eukaryota; Metazoa; Chordata; Lepidosauria; Squamata; Colubridae. Gene Ontology annotation, molecular function: RNA binding; SH3 domain binding. Gene Ontology annotation, cellular component: cytosol; membrane. The transcript is spliced from 22 exons. The record is from RefSeq and is a predicted model, not a curated record.
GCCUGUGGCGCGGUUCUCUUUUGGGUCGAGCUUGCAGGUCUCCGGAGGAGGCUGCACCGGCAAUGGGCGGGGUUUCGGUAGCCCAUCUUGUUGGGUGAUGCGCUCGUGCUUCGCGGCUGGAUGAGGCGGAUACGAUCUGGAUAGGGUAAGAAUUUUUUGAAGAAUUCACUAUGGUCCGAGAACGAAAAUGUAUAUUGUGUCAUAUCGUAUACAGCUCAAAAAAGGAGAUGGAUGAGCACAUGAGAAGUAUGCUUCAUCAUCGGGAACUUGAAAAUCUCAAGGGGAGGGACAGCAAUCAUGAGUGCCAAGUGUGUAGGGUGACCGUGGUGGGCUUGUCAGCAUAUGCCAAGCACAUCUCCAGCCAGUUGCACAAAGACGGCGUUGAAGGCCACGAUGCCGAGGAAGAGAAAGAAAAGACUGAUGAAGAAUACUUUGACAAGGAACUUAUCCAAUUAAUACAGCAAAGAAAUGAACAAAACCGGACAAGUGAAUUUUGUCACAUAAACAGUGAAGCAGAAGGUGAUGACAGGAGAUUGCGAAGGCGACAAAAUGACAGACUCUCUUAUCAAGACCGAGAUCAUUAUGAAACAACAUCAAGGAGGCAUCAUGGACCAUCACAGAGGGACUGGAACUGGGAAAAGGAUAGUUUCUUAAAUUCAAAGCAAGGAAAAUUCAUCCACUCUUCAAGGAAUUCUACUAACUCAAACAGACAUCCCAGCAGCCAAAGAGGACGACUUGGGUGGCAUCAAAAUGGUUCCAGAGGACCUCCAAGUCGAUAUUAUAACUAUGGAAGCACUGGAGGUAUUUGGCAUCAGAAUGAUAGAGGUGCAAUAUCAGGUUGGCAUCAUCAUGAUAGAGGAAGAAAUUCAAACUGGAGUUCUGAAACAAAUAAUGAAUUUACCAGCUGGCAAUCCAAAAAUGUAGGGGGGCACCGGAAAUCUGCUCAACAAAAUGGAAAUGGAUGGAACAGUGGAAGAAAUAGAGCUGUCAACAGUAGUUCUCAGUUAGACAACAUGGAUACUUCCUGGUUAAAAAUAAAUAGUGUAGAGGAUAAAUACAGCAGUGAAAAUUAUACAUGGCAAUGGCAGGAAUGUGUGGAAAAUUAUACCAGUGUUGAUAAUAAAAAUGGCACUCCUGAUUGCUUAUUAGAUUUCACAAGUGACCAGCUACCUUCAGAUCAAUUGCUAAAUUUUAGUGUUUCUAAGCACUCAGAGAGUAAGAAUCCCAAAGUCAGUAGAAAAUGCAGUAGUCCUUCUCGAGAUAAGACUAACCGAUGGGCUCCUUAUCCUUCCCAGAAAACUGUAGAGCAGCAGCCGCUGUCUGACGAGAAUGUAGCUAAAACAUCAGAGAAAGCAUUGUCUCAGCUGUCUUCAGAAACAGCAGAUCCUAAAACCGGCAACUCUAAAGUGAGAAAACGGGAAGAGAGUUAUUCAGUAUCUUCAACUAACACUAAGGCAUCCCCUAAAGUUGCACCAUGCAAAGUGCCAGUGGUCUGCACAAGUGAGAACAAGUCAAGUAAAGCUGAAAGCAAAAAUAGAAAGAUGCCCUCCUUGAAGUCCCCACUUCUAGCUAUUCCAGAUAUUAAAUCCUCUUCUAAAAGAAGAAAUUCAAAGAAUCUCUUAAAACAUGCCCAUGUCUCCUCAUCUUCUGGGGAAGUCCAAAGUCAACUGAGUAUAGAGGCUAGCAAUUCCUCAAAUAAAUCCAAGCUGAACAAUAAUGCAUGUAACUAUAUCAGUUUAAAAAGGAACACACCUCUAUUUAGCAGCAAUGAAAGUUUAAACAAAGGAUUAGAAAAGGCCAAAGAUGAACUCCAGCAUAGUUAUUCUUUUCAGAAGCACCAGUCAAGCUCCAGUGGAGAUGCUCAGAGUGAUGGGAAAGAAGAACAGAAAACUGAAGACUCUUCACAUGAUUUGAAGAUACAUGAAGUCCAGACCGAAAGAGUAGAGAACAAGAACCAUGAUAAUAAACCAGGAAGCAUAAAUAUUUCCUCAAAUUCUUAUUCAUCUUAUGGCAUUGCUGAACUUGAUCACAUUGCAGCUAAAAGUGAUAACUAUUUAGAUGAAUUGAGUGGUGCUAAUAAAAAACACAUUGAACUCCAAAAGGAGACCCCAGACUCUUUGUCAAACUAUCCCUGUGAGUUAGAUAUUGAACUGAAAACUCUGGAAGAAGAUGGGGCUGAAGAUGUUAUAAAAUCAAAUGAUGCUCUCGAAAAAGAAGAUGGUGGAGAUAAUUCAAAUCAUGAGCUGCUGAAAGGUAUUACAGGCCCGCUUCUUCCUGAAUUGAGUAAACUUGGAUUCCCAGCUUCUCUCCAAAGAGACCUGACAUGGCGCACUAGCUUAAAAAAUAAAAUCAGCGCUCAUUUGCCUGAGCCAAAUCUCAAUAAUGCAAGGCGCAUUCGAAAUGUGAGUGGUCACCGAAAGAAUGAGACAGAAAAGGAGUCUGGACUGAAACCUACCUUGAGGCAGAUUAUCAGUGCGUCUCGUAGAAAUGUAAACUGGGAACAGGUUAUUCAGCAGGUGUCAAAGAAAAAACAAGAACAAGGCAAAGGUUUACCAAGGUUUGGCAUUGAGAUGGUUCCUCUCAUCCAGAAUGAACAAGAAGGCCUUGAGUUGGAUGAAGACGUUGACCUUACCAGUCUUGAAGGAUUCCAGUGGGAAGGGAUAUCUAUAGGUUCCCCAGGAACGGUUAGGAAACGUAGCCUCUCGGAAAGCAGCGUGGCUGUUGAUAAGACAGCCUCCAUUUACAGCUUCUUUAAUAAUCAAGGCACAAGUAAAGAAGACAAGCUGAAAAAAACUGGUUCAGCUGCUAGCUCUGAGGAGAUAACAAGCAGAAUUCAGAUGUUAGAAGAUACUGUGGUUACCGUGAAACAGGAGUCAUCUUCUCUUCCUUCCUCCCCAUUCAAGAGCGACAGAACUGAUUUAAUUUCAAGUGAAAGAAAACUCAGCCUCCAGUCUAGCCCAAAUGUCGCAAUCUUUAGUGCACGCGAAGUCCAGAGAAGCCCUGACUGUAGCAUUCAUCCAUCCGAAAAGAAAGGAACAUUGGAGAGUGCAGAAGAACAUUCCAUCCUGAUUUCCGGCUUUGCAGACCUCAGCGCUCUGGAUGCAGCUACCGAUAGCAGCUAUACAUCAAGCAAUGAGCAGAAUGAUAGCCAGGGAAUGGGAAAGAAAAGAAGAGCAACAGGAGAGGGUUCCUGUCCUGAAAUCCCAAGUUUAGAAAGAAAGACUAAACGAAGGAAGCUCAAAGGAAAAAAAGAGCGUUCUCAGGUGGAUCAGUUGUUGGUUAUUUCCCUGAGAGAGGAAGAAUUAAGCAAAUCUUUACCGUGCGUAGAUGAAAGCCUCCUGCAGGCGCGAUCAGCUCUGCAAGCAGCUUAUAUCGAAGUCCAACGAUUACUUGUAUUGAAACAGCAGAUAUCAGUAGAAAUGGGAUCUCUGAGGGCCCAGAGGAUUCAGAUCCUGCAGGGGUUACAAGAAACUUACGAGCCUUCAGAACAAUUGCAAUUGCAACAGUCACAUCACAGCAGCUCAAGUGAAAAAAGCCUUGGCAAGCUCCAUUUGACACAGGACCCUACUGCUAAUGCAGGUCUUCUUGGUCCUCUUCUGGAUGCUGUUCCACCUAUCUCUGCACAGAUCCCUCCUCUUUUUGCAGCCCCUGCUCAAGAAAAGGCUGAACCUACAUUCCAGACUGCUGGUGACAUUGCCCCCAUCACAGUCCCCGAUUCAUCCAUACAAAUCAAGCAGGAAGCUGUGUCUCCAAAGCUUAGAGAAGACUGCAUGAACGUUCCUGAACAGAGUACUUCACGUUCCCCACAAGCAGAACUUCACUUGCAGGAUAGAAAUACAAGUCAACAGCCUUCACGGUAUCCAGUUAUCGCUGCUAGUAUGUCAUUGUUGGAACUUAUUGAUUUCCAAGAAGCAAAUCAAGAUAUUCAGAAAUCUAUUCCAAAUAUGAUGGGGACAAGGUUAUCUGGCCAUUCUUCCCCUACUAAUUCAGGAUCAGUAUCUUCUGUGAAAACCCAAGGCAAGAUAACUCCGGCAGGCAAUACCAUAUCUGAACCAUGCACUGGCUCAUUUGAAAGCCAGUCAUUUACUUCCGAACUUGCUGCAAAUGAAAAUAAUAAGCAGUCAAAUGAGCAGCCUGAGCAGAUGGCCAUCUCUACUAUGGUCACCACAGAAUUCAAACUAAGCAAGAAGAAGAAAAAGUUGAAAAAAAAGAAAGCAUUCCGAGCAGCCCGUGUUCCUGAGAACAGUGAUACAGAACAGGACGUGAGCGAUUCAAAACCAAUUAGGAAAGUAAAGGCUGUAAAGAUACCCAAAGGGGAAAAAGUAACAACAUCCACCCCUCCAAAGCAAGAGGAUGGUGUGGCAGCUCAGGAAAGAAAGAGGAAGAAAGAGGAGAAUGAUAGUGACACAUCUCUUGAAUUUGUAGAAGUCCCUAAAUCUCCUCUGGAAGUGGUGGCCAUCAACUCAUCGGAAUCAGAAAGUGAGAAACCAGACAGCCCUUCUAAGAGAGAUACCUUGAGCUCCACAGAUAAACAGUUGAGAGAGCCAUCUCGGUCGGGCUACGAUGAAGUGAGCUCUACUAGUGAGAUUGGAGUAAACUAUAAAGAUGAUAUUGGUAGAAGUGUGGCUGAGACUCAGACACGUUUAUCGUCAUUACAAGGAUCAAAAACCUCAUCAGAGGUGUCUUCAGAGCCAGGUGAAGAUGAGGAUCCCACAGAAGGGAUAUUUGAGGGGCAUUCAGCAUCAGUGAAUGCCAUUCAGAUUUUUGGGAACGUGUUGUACACCUGCUCAGCAGACAAAACUGUCCGUGCAUAUAACUUAGUGAACAGGAAAUGUGUGGGUGUCUUUGAAGGGCACGCUUCCAAAGUCAACUGCCUCCUGAUAAUUCAGACAACAGGGAAAAAUGCAGCACUCUAUUCUGGCUCCAGUGAUCACAAUAUAAAUUGCUAUAACGUCAAGACAAGAGAACGUAUUGAUCAGUUUAAACUGGAUGACCGUGUGCUUUGCCUGCACAGUAGAUGGAGGAUCCUUUAUGCCGGCCUUGCAAAUGGAAAUGUGGUCACUUUUAAUAUAAAGAACAACCGACAACUUGAUACCUUUGAGUGUCAUGGUCCUAGGGCGAUUAGCUGCCUGGCUACAGCUCAAGAAGGGGCACGACGACUACUGAUUGUGGGAUCCUAUGAUUGUACAAUUAGUGUGCGAGAUGCCCGAAAUGGAUUGCUGCUCCGAACUCUUGAAGGUCAUAGCAAAACAGUACUGUGUAUGAAGGUUGUGAAUGAUCUGGUCUUCAGUGGUUCCAGUGACCAAUCUGUCCAUGCCCAUAACAUACAUACUGGGGAGCUGGUACGGAUAUAUAAGGGGCAUAACCAUGCAGUAACUGUUGUGAACAUCCUGGGAAAAGUGAUGGUAACAGCCUGUUUAGACAAGUGUGUUCGAGUAUAUGAGUUACAGUCUCACGAUCGUUUACAAGUCUAUGGAGGACAUUCGGAUAUGAUUAUGUGCAUGACCAUUCAUAAGAGCAUGAUCUACACAGGUUGCUAUGAUGGUAGUAUCCAAGCAGUGCGGCUUAACCUGAUGCAGAACUAUCGUUGUUGGUGGCAUGGAUGUUCACUUAUAUUUGGAGUUGUGGACCACUUGAAACAGCAUUUGUUAAAUGACCACACAAAUCCGAAUUUUCAAACUCUAAAAUGCCGCUGGAAGAAUUGUGAUGCAUUCUUCACCUCCAGGAAAAGUUCCAAACAGGAUGCAGUGGGACAUAUUGAGAAGCAUGCAGAGGAUGAUAGCAAGAUUGACUCAUGACAUUUUUCAGCCUCCCAUAUUGGGAAGUAUUUUUGAUACACAAAUAAUUUUACAUGCCUUGUCCAUCCACCUCAUUCUUUUCUUUUUCCUCCUGUUCAUCAUUGGAGUGCAAAAAGAACACAUGCCUUUUUCUGUUUUGUCUACAGAGACAGGAUCUAUUCGCAGCUCUGUAGAGGAAGGAAUGACAGACUCAUGCCAAAUAACUGUUUAUACCAUUCACUUAUUAGGGGAAAAAAUCUACCCUCUUAUUUACAUUGGGCAAAUAAGUGCAGUGUGCUUAUCUAUUACUUGGUAUUCAGAGUAAUGUUUUCUACUUAAUUUGGGGCCCUACAUAUAAGUGUUUUAACCAUCAGUUUUCAUGUUAUAUGUAGGAUCCUCUGUUAAUGUAUGUUUCUGGUUUUGGAUUAUUUUAAUGUUAAAUCAAAACAUUAUUGAACUCAGGCUAGAAAUACCACCUGAUUGUUGAAUUCCUUAUUUUUUUUUCUUACUGAAGUUUUUGAGAUAUUUUGCCGUGGGAAUGAACAAUUGGCUCACUGUUUGAGUUACUUUAUAUUGUGGCUUCAGUUUAAAAUGUGAAAUCUACACAAUUAAUCACAAUUGUACUUGACUUUAUGGAUAUGCUUUGGCCCCAAAGAAACUUAGGGUGGCAAAGAACAUACUGUUAAGACAGCAGAAUACCUGUUUCUUAAACAUAUUAUUAUUUCCCAGUUAUCUUAAGAGUUCCAGGCACCACAGUACAAACACCAGUAAAUAUAACUUAUAUUAAACAUUUUUGGUUAGGUUUAUACCCAGUGCUCUCUUGCCACAAUAUUGGGACUGUGUUUUUGAUUCUGAGAAUUUUAAGUUAUGACCAUUCUGGCAUUUGAAGUAAGUGAACUUUUACAUAUUUUUACUUGCUUCAUCUAGCUAAGCCUGUGAGAAUCCCGUAUUUUUGAUAACCAUCUUGUUUCACAGCAACUGACUAAAUUUCAGUUCCUGUAAUUGCAAGUUAAAAAGCUGUUGGGCACAAACUAGAAAGAUUUAAAACCUAAGCAGAAGCUGAGAAUUUUGCAUGUAUUUUGUGCUGUCAUUUAAGGGAACAAAACCAAGCGGCGUGACAAAUUGAAAGAAAAAUAGCAUAUGUGUUUGUGAAAGAAAUGUGUAUGUGGUCAUUGCUGUCUGGGAAAGUUUUGGUGCUGCAAUUUGCAGUAUUCAGAAAGUGGUCCCCUAUUUAGAUUUAAUCUGCUGUUUGUGACAUCAGUUCUGUUUUUUUGUCCACAGAAAAGCUAAAAAUCUCAUUAUUAGUCUAGCAGUAUCUGACUGUGAGCUUAACUACACCAGACAAUAUAUGCAUAGAAAAAGAACAAAUGGUAUUGUAAUCAACCUUUAAAAAUAAAAGGUAAUUAAUGUAUAACUUAGUGACUUCAACAACUGGAAGAACAAACCAGUUGGAAGUUGCUCUAUAUGAUAACUCUGAUAGCUUGAAGAUAUUUUGAUUCUGGUCCCAUCUUUUGACCUUUUGCCAUGUUCAGAAAUAAUGAACAAUUCACUGGUUAUCUUCUAUUGUUAAAACAUCUUCUGUAGCCUUUGUGUGAUUUCUGGGCAACAGUGGCUCCUCUUUUCAUGACAUUGUUGGCAGCUGAAAUCAAACAGGCUGAAGGAAACCCUUAAAUGCUUAUUUGAAAGGCUGCAAAAACUUCCAUUUUGUAGACAGCCGAAUAUUGAAUGACAUUUUAAAAUAUAGCUCAUUCUUAAUUGAAUGUGUUUGAAGUUAAAUUACAGAGGUAGGAGGUAUUUUUGUGAAGAAAAAUAUAUGGACUGCGUUAUUAGUGAUGUGAAUGGGUGAACUUUAAUUUUGCAUCCUCUUCAAGGAUUUUAAUUUUUCAGUAUUUUAACUGGAAGAGGAUGGUGCCUUGAUAUGCAAUAAUUUAAAUGUCUUGACAUCAGUAAUUGGAAGUGAUUUAUAAUUUGGACUACUUAUUAGUGUAUUUUACUGUUUAGGACUGUAUGUAUGUUUGGGUGUGUGCGCAUGCACAUUUAAGAUGGGUGUGUUUUGGGAUGCUUUCAUAAUUUGUAUUAAAACUUGUUCAGCAAUAAAAGUGUGGCCAAGUUUUAUUAUUAGUUUGUUCUAUAAUAUAUGUUUUUCUUAAUGAGAAGAAUCAUUGCAAAUGGGGCUACAUGCACAUAACUUAGAAAGUUAAACUCCUUCUUCUGUGUGUUGUGCUGAAGCUCCGCAGUUCUCUCAUGUGGAAUGUGAAAUGUUGUUCUCUUGCGAUUCAGUUUAUUUGUUUGGUUUGAGGUUGUUUUCUGAAUUUAUACCUCUUUAGUUGGAAAUGUAAGCAUGCUCCUUUAGGUUGCUCUAGAAAUCUUGGUGCAAAGAGGGCAAAAUGGAGUUUGCUGAUUAUUGAUAGAAUGGUAAGGCAGAUGCAUCAAGAUUGCGUACUUUGAAGAUAGUCACAUUUUGGGAGGUUGCAGGUUUUUGUCUUAUUUCCACAAAUAUAUUAACUUUAUCUUUAGAAGAUAUUUAUUUUGAAAGAAAGGAGAUAGAACUGAAGUUGCCAGAGUGAAUCGCAGAGUGGAUUAAUGAAAUGUGUGGGAAGUGUUUAGUUUUGCGUGCUGGCUGAUGUCCGAGUAAGUUGUUGCAGGUUACAUAUGCAAUGUAUUUGGACUGCAUGCCAACAUAUUUCCUCAGUAUAAGAGGUGUGCGUUUUUAAAAUGCCAUUAAGUUUUGUGUGUGUGAGUGGUGAAUAUGUUUCUUUACAUUAAUGGUUCUGCUGUGGAGGACUGCUGUAUUUAUCAGCUGCCGUAGAAUUCAGGUAUUUGGCUGGUUGCAUUUUUGUCCCACUAAAUAACAGAACACUUGCAAGUAUCCCAGCUUCUAUUUGCCCUUUGAGACACUACCUGGACUACGGUGGAUUGAAACAUAAAAGCUACAACAUUGUAAUAACAUUGUAUUACAACAUUGUAAUAAAGUGGCAAAGCACUCACCUUAAAAAAUCUGGACUGCAUCCUAAUGACAUUAGAUAUAAAAUAUCUAACAUGACAUUUUAUCUUCUUUUUAAAUGCAAGUUGGGGAUAUGUGUUUCAUAGUGCAAAUAUGUUCAAAGACAGAUACAUUAAGAAUUAAUAUUCAGGCAGCCAUCAGCUAACUUGCUCUAAACACUGAGUUUCCUAGAUAAUCUAUAGUUGUGAGGAAUGGUUUCCACAGAACAUAUAAGCAAGUACUCCACAUAGUACUGUGCAUGAAUACAGUUAGAAGGUCUAAAGCAACACACCAUAUAAGGCAUGAACAGUUUCCUGUAAUUGCAGAAAUAUCAGGUGGGAAAAUAGCAUACCUACUAUGCUGUAACUGUUUAACAUCUUUUCUCUGUUUGUUUCAGUGAAUGAUUUAGUCUUUCCUUUUUUGCUACAAAGCUGUGAAUUAGAUAAGAUAAACAGCAAAAAGAAAACAAAAUAAAAUUACUUUAUCCCAAGA